Molecule: messenger RNA, 701 nt
Organism: Spodoptera litura
Lineage: Eukaryota; Metazoa; Arthropoda; Insecta; Lepidoptera; Noctuidae
Source: RefSeq, a predicted model, not a curated record
AUGACUCCGGCAGUACUCAGUAAAUUGAGACGAUGCUUCAAGAAAAAUAAAGAAAGGACCAAAGCUCAGGAUAUCGACAGGCGUGUAGAGGCAGUGAUGAGAGCGGCAGCAGCUGAAGAGGGCAUCGAGUUCGCGGAGGCUGAUCCCCCGCCACAAGACUCGCUGUGGCUGGAUGAAGCUGGAUUUGUUACUUCACUGGAAUCAAUAUUUGGUAAGAAACCCGCCAACUUAGCUAUCAAUUUACUGUUAAAAUUUACAAAUUCAUAUUUUUGGGCAAACACAGGUCACCACAAAUACACGACACAUGCACAUAAGCUGUUUCAACUGCUGGACAGCUUCAGCAGUGGCAAGGUAUGGUGGAGACAACUAAUAUGUCGGCUGGUAGCCGUCGGAGCCAAGAAAACGAGCACCAGAGCUGAAGUGUGGAAGCCACUCAGUGAACAGGAUAUCAAGAGGCUGGACCACUGCAAGCGGGAGACGCUGGUGAAGCUGGUCUGUGUGGAGCGUGAGGAUUCGUUCUGUUACGUGGCGGUCUCUCGUGGGGGACGGGUCGGCGUCUACAGUGGUGACAUGCGUCUAUUGCAUUCUUAUGAGAUGUUUUACCAUCGGUCAGGGGUCCGCAAACGUGUUAAAAACCGAUGGAUAACCGACGCAAUAUACUUACCGGUAAGUUGGUUGGCUUGUAAUUAAAAUAAGUGAAA